AUGUGUGACCACUGCAGAACUUUCAAACCGCUGCUGGAAGGGCCGGAUACCACGACAUAUUAUGAAAGGGACAGACCAGCUAUCAGCAGCGUGACACCACCAAGAAAUAGCGUGAUGCCACCAAGAAAUCUCAUGGCACCUCGAUCGCCGUCCGAUGUCGCCAGCAGAAGUUGCUGUUCAUGGAGGCGGACCUGCUGCGAUGGAGUGUGCUGCAACCGCGUUGGAAACUGCUGCGCCCCUGAAUCGGAAACUCGGUAUCGACCGGUUGAAAAACCUGUGCCCACUUAUGGCUACGAUUAUGGCCAGCCGGCGAUGGCGAGUUAUCCCGUCGGAAUGCCCGGCGCCAUGAUGCCAGACAGAGUGCCGUGUCCUACGCGUAAGGAGAAGCUACCUAUGUGUUUCGGAGGCGACUGCCAAGAUUCCGACUGCACAGGCCAACCGGACGUAAACGAGUCGACACCGAGGCAAUCGGAGCGAUAA
Bombus pyrosoma is the source of this 480-nucleotide messenger RNA. RefSeq lists its product as uncharacterized. The transcript has 4 exons. The record is from RefSeq and is a predicted model, not a curated record. NCBI's taxonomy places the organism in Eukaryota, Metazoa, Arthropoda, Insecta, Hymenoptera, Apidae. The coding region runs from base 1 to 480 and encodes 159 amino acids.